UGAGUCUCCAAAAGCAGCACAACUUCAGUCCCAACAAAACUUUCGAGCCGUAAAGUCGUUGCAAACGUGUCAAGCGGAAACUGAGUUUUUGAUCUGCGCUUUGAGUCGUUCUCAUUUUUCUGUCUAACAUAAUUAUUAAUAUUGUUUGCCAAAAGGAUACGCAGCGAAAAACAAAAGUCUAAGCCAACGAACGUGCCACACAAUGAAGACGCCCCAAACAAAGGAAGCUCUGACAGCGCUUUGGCUGCUGUUCAUUGCGUUGCUACUCACACAGGUUGCCGCACAGGAACCGCCAGCAGCUCCCAGCGAAUUCGCUCCCCAUGUCACAGCCACCUGCAAAGCGGGCACAAUGAACAUCAAGGUGAAGUUCAGCUCUGGCUACACGGGCGCUGUCCAUGCGCGGGAUCAUCGCACACAACCCUGCAUGGCCAUGGGCGAUGGCAGCGAUUCGGUUGCCUUCAGUCUCAAUCUGUGGGCAAAGCAAGGAGCACCCGACUAUUGCGGGAUCUUGGUCAGCAACGUGAGUGGAAGCAAUCGCACUGAGGAACGUUCUAUUCAACUGGCGGUGCGUGUGCAUAAAACUCUGGAACUGGCGGAUGAUAAAUUUUAUGUGAUUACCUGUGGCAAAUCGGGAUUCACUCGUGAUGACAAUGCCCAUGUUGUGAUCAAGUUUCUGGAAAAUGAUCAUCGCGUGCGUGAUGCAGUCUAUGGGCGUGAAUAUAAACUACGCGUUGAGUUCUCCAAGCCAAAUGAUACCUACAGCCUACGUGUGGGCAACUGCUUUGCCUUCGACAAAAAAAAUAUGACCCUCAAGUUGACUGAUGACCGCGGCUGUCCCAUCGAACCCGAUCUUAUGAGUCGCUUUGUGCCCACUUCUGAUGGCCGUGCAGCAGAGGCAACAGUUACAUCCAUGUUCAAAUUUCCCGAAGGAACUGAAGUCCAUCUGCAAUGUGAUGUCAUUCAGUGUUAUGGUCGGUGCGUUGAGAUUGACGAUUGUCACGAGGUUGCUCUAGCCGGUUUCACCAAGGGCGGCAAUGGGCCACGUCAAUAUGGACCUAAUGAGGAAGGAUCCAGCAUUGCGGCCACAACGGUAUACGUUUUAGAUCCUGCUGAAGCCAGACUAUUGGCACCGUCUUGCGAGGAAGGUGUACGACCAAGCUGGUUGCUGUGGCUGACCAUUACCCUAGGAGUUCUGUUCCUUAUCAUGUUGCUGAUGAAUAUUUUCCUCUGCACUGCCAUGAGUUGCAGUUGUGCCAACACUGAGAUCAUUGAGAAGGAGCCCUCUAUCAUCGAAGAGUACGAUCCUUAUCGCAGUUGGCAUGGCAGUCAGUAUGGCUCCCGCUAUUCGCUGCAUGGCCGCGAUGCGCAUAAGGGCUAUACUAGUGGCGGCUCAACGAUACACUCUAAUAGGUCUAUACCAAUUGAUAACGAUUAUGCAAUUGUACAUUCACGACCCGGCUCUAGACAUUCCUCCACGUUGCAUGGACAGCGUGCGCAUCGCGGACCGCCCAGUAAUAUUUAAAAAGAAGCUAUAUAUAAUUAAUUCAUAAGUCAAUUGUGACAGUUUCAAUGCUUAACUUACACACUUAAAUACUUUAGCAUAUUGGAGAAUAAUUAUUUUAUCUUCAUUUUCUCGACUAAGCUUACAAUGUACAUAUAUAACUCAAAGUGUUCAUUCAAUUUUUCCAAAUUCUUUCAUUGGAAGUGAUUCUGCUGUAAAAUACUAAAUGAAAAAUCAAUAAUUUAACAUUAAUUAAAGAUAAUAUAUUGAGAAAUAACAAAUAACCGUAAGUCAUUAGUCUGUCAUAAGUGGAAGUGAAUGUGUACUAGUGUUAGUGUUAAACAUCGAUGUAAAAACGAGAAAUCCAUUCACAAAAUUUCUAAAACAGAAUUAGUCCUAAGUACUAAGAAACCAUUUCGAAUUGUUUAACGUUAAUUAUAAGAACUGUAAUAAAUUUUAAAAUAAAAAAAAAUGACCUGUAACUUAAAAUCAUGUUAUUCAAUACCGUAAUAAAGUAAUUACAACUCAAUAAA
Molecule: messenger RNA, 2034 nt
Organism: Drosophila sulfurigaster albostrigata
Lineage: Eukaryota; Metazoa; Arthropoda; Insecta; Diptera; Drosophilidae
Exons: 11
Coding region: 203-1522 (439 amino acids)
Source: RefSeq, a predicted model, not a curated record